Molecule: messenger RNA, 1611 nt
Organism: Triplophysa dalaica
Lineage: Eukaryota; Metazoa; Chordata; Actinopteri; Cypriniformes; Nemacheilidae
Exons: 10
Coding region: 1-1611 (536 amino acids)
Source: RefSeq, a predicted model, not a curated record
AUGAAAGUAAAGCUGUUACUUCAUCUUAUUUUCCAAGGAUUUCUCCUAUAUGAGACUUUGGCAUGGGAAGUGAGGGUGCCAAAGGAAAUUCAUGGUCUCAAAGGUUCAUGUCUGGUUAUACCAUGUUCCUUCUCCUACACAUCGUAUCCACCCACCAACCCAAACAGAGUUGUGUGGUAUCAGUGGGUCUCUAGUGGUUACCCUUUAGUUUAUGAUCACGAAUAUCCAUCUUAUGUAAUUGACAAGUUCAAAGGAAAAACUGCUUUAUAUGGUAAACCUUCAAAUAGAGACUGCAGUCUUCUCAUUACACAUCUGGAUCAAUCCCACCAUGGAGAGAAAUUAUAUGCAUGGAUUGACCCAGACAGUAUUGGAUGGCGCACAUACAAGUUUUAUGAUGUCACAUCCACGAUUCUUGUGGACGCAAGCCCACAGAAGCCCACCAUCAAUGUUCAUGGAGGCGCAAUGACCGGUGACACCAUAACAGUGACAUGUGAAACCUACCACACCUGUCCGUACAGCAAACCAAACAUCAUUCUGAAGGGUAUAGAAGGAUCUGAUAAAACAGAUCAAACAGAUCAUCCGUAUAUUGGAAAUGGACAAUGGAAAAUCACUCUGACACGCACGGGUGUCGUGAAGGCUGAGCACUCGGAUAUCGAGUGUAUAGUGACACAUUAUGAAGGGAAAACAGCAAGAGCUACAAAAUCACCAAGUGCAAAAUGUAUCCAUACUAAAAUAGCCAUUGAGCCUGACCGUGCAGAUGUCAUAGAGGGCGUUUCAAAGAAGUUCACAUGUACCAUCGACCAUUCCUGCCUGAAGAAUCCUCCAACCAUAUCAUGGAACUAUAAGAACAUGGAGGUCUCAAACAGUAACAAAAAACUUUCAGAGUUCAAAUCAGCCACCUCUUCCACCAUAACCUUUGUUAGUACAAAAGAACACCAUGGAAAGAUGUUGAAAUGCAGUGCAAAUAUUUCGGGGAAACCCAUUGAAUCAUCUGUUACUUUACAUGUACAACAUUCUUCUACAGAUCCUCCAAAACCAGCGAUUCCUGUCCAGAAUCCAAGUAUAUGUGUUGUAUUUGUCUUGAAGCUAUUCACAUACAUUAUAAUGACCAAUGCUGAAGUGAUGACCUUUGACUGGAAGACCACUGGGCUUUACAUCAUAGUCCCCUCAUCAGUUAUCUUGCUUCUCAUGUGCACACUUGCUGGAGUCUGUACAUACAAGAGACGUCACAGGUCAGAAGAUGUGUAUGCACAAUCAGCCAAAAAGACUUUCUCUAAACCUCAUAUGCCAUCACCAAAGAGUAAGCGAAAAUCCUGCUCUAUUGAAGAUUACGAAGAUUAUUACACCAAUAUUGAAGACCUCAACACGUAUGCACUGUUUGAUGAGUCAGGCAGUAUUCGCAAGCCUCAUGGUUCAGGUCCCGCUUCUGCCGAGGCAGUGCGGGGUCUGCAGUCAUGGGGUUCGCAGAUGGAUAUUUUGGAGGGUGAGACGACUUCGGUCCUUUCUCAUCCCUCAAAUCCCAUUGCUUCCGGAAAGGGUUUGGGAGCCCGCAUGGUGGCUUCUCCCGCCCCAUCUGGAAGCUCUAUGCACUGCUCUAGCUCUGAGGAGUGA